AUGAGAGCUAUUAUAUUUCUAUUCUUCGUCUUUAUCAGCAUUAGCUUUUGCCUUUGGUUUAUACCAAUUGGUAGUGAAGCACAUCCACUUUCACGUAAUGGUUUUGGACGAUGUCCACCAACAUGUCAUGUUUAUUGUCCAUGUGGAAAUAUGCUUGAUGGAAAUGGUUGUCCAAUAUGUCGUUGUCGACCAUCAAAUACUUGUACAGGAAGACAUCCAAAUUCAUUUGGACGACCACCAAAUUCAAAAACAAAGAUUAUAUAUUGA
Rotaria sp. Silwood1 is the source of this 267-nucleotide messenger RNA. NCBI's taxonomy places the organism in Eukaryota, Metazoa, Rotifera, Eurotatoria, Philodinida, Philodinidae. The record is from the annotation of a GenBank genome assembly.